This is a messenger RNA of Polyodon spathula (Mississippi paddlefish), 5889 nucleotides long. RefSeq names its product patatin-like phospholipase domain containing 7b (gene pnpla7b). Bases 122 to 4150 code for a protein of 1342 amino acids. NCBI's taxonomy places the organism in Eukaryota, Metazoa, Chordata, Actinopteri, Acipenseriformes, Polyodontidae. Gene Ontology annotation, molecular function: phosphatidylcholine lysophospholipase A1 activity. Gene Ontology annotation, biological process: lipid metabolic process. The transcript is spliced from 36 exons. The record is from RefSeq and is a predicted model, not a curated record. Gene Ontology annotation, cellular component: endoplasmic reticulum.
AGCAGGGCAGAGAUUUCGCAGGAGAGACAUUGAGAAUCAAAAUAAAAAAACAAAAAAGUUUCGAGGUGAAAGCGAGAAAUAAUCUGUGCGGGACAGAGGCAGCGAGCGCACUGGCGAAGCAAUGGCGGAAGAUGAUGACAUCUGGCCCUUGUUUGCGGUGGGUCAGCCCAUUGGCAUCGAUAUCAGGGCUCGGGUGCAGCAGUUUGUGGAGGAGAGGAUGCAGACCACCAUGUUGACAGGAAUCAUGAUCGGAGCGGCUGUGGCGAUCUCACUGAUUGGAGUCGUGGUGCUGUUUAUCUAUAGGCGCUUCAAGCAGUCGAGUGAGCAGCAGGCGGGCGGGCCUCAGUAUCGCUUCAGAAAGAGGGACAAGGUGAUGUUCUACGGGCGGAAGAUCAUGAGGAAGGUGCAAACCCUGUCCUCGUCCACCUCCAUCAGUGGACACAAGACCGAGUCGAGGCAGAGACCCCGGAAAAGAACCAGAGUGCUGACCCUAGCCCGGAGAAUCCUGCGGAUUAGGAAGGAGCCCCCCACUCUGCAGCCCAAGGAGCCCCCCCCCUCCCUGCUGGAGGCCGACCUGACGGAGUUCGAUGUGAAGAACUCCCACCUGCCCUCCGAGGUUCUGUACAUGCUGAAGAAUGUGCGGGUGCUGGGGCACUUUGAGAAGCCGCUCUUCCUGGAGCUGUGUAAGCACAUGGUGUUCGUUCAGCUGCACGAGGGAGAGCACAUGUUCCGACCGGGCGAGGCUGAUGACAGCAUAUACGUGGUGCAGGACGGGCGACUGGAGCUCAGCAUACAGGAGAGUGAUGGGACAGAGCCAGUGGUGAAGGAGGUUCUCCCAGGGGACAGUGUCCACAGCCUGCUCAGCAUCCUGGACAUCAUCACAGGUUACCCCGCCCCCUAUAAGACAGUGUCGGCCCGUGCAGCCGCUCGCUCCACGAUCCUGCGCCUCCCCGCCAGCGCCUUCAAAUCCCUCUUCGAGAAAUACCCCGAAACACUGGUCCGAGUCAUCCAGAUUAUCAUGGUGCGUCUGCAGAGAGUCACAUUCCUGGCUCUUCACAACUACCUGGGGCUGACCACUGAGCUCUUCAACUCGGAGAGCCAGGCCAUCCCGCUGGUCUCUGUCUCCAGUGUAAUCGCAGUAGGCAGCCCGGGGCGAGGAGUGAGGAGGCAGCUCUCUACUGCCGCCCUGGAGGAGGAGCCCAGCCCCAGCACUGAGGGGCCAGGAGAGAGCAGCAGCGAGACAGAGCCGGUGAAAGUUUCUGCUUCAGACAGCGUGUCGGUUAACUUCAGGAGGAGCCGCUCCCAGUCCAUGCCUCUGGAGCCAGCAGGUGCUUCUCCCUCCAGCAAGUCGGACCUGGACAUGGCCUACGAGAGGGCGAGGGUCAACCGGGCUCUGGAGGACCUGUCCGCCAUCGCCAUCACGCACAAGUCGAUCCUGAAGAAGAGUGUGACGAUGCAGGAGACCCCCUCUGCUGUGUAUCACUACAGUGAGGGGGGAGAGCGCACAGACCAGGUCCCCCCCAGCAAGGUCAGCGCCGUCUUUGAAGCAGCCAAGACAGACCUGCUGAGGCUCAUGAAGCUCAACGACCCCAGUCUGCUGAAUGGCAGGGUGACGCUGCACCAGGUGAAGGCUGGCACAGUCGUGGCCCAGCAGGGAGACCAGGACGUGACUAUCCGCUUCGUGAUCUCGGGGCUGCUCCACGUGUACCAGCGCAUGAUCGACCGCGAGGAGGACACCUGCCUGUUCAUCACCCACCCGGGGGAGCUGGUGGGGCAGCUGGCGGUGCUGACCGGGGAGCCUCUCAUCUUCACCGUGCGAGCGCAGCGCGACUGCAGCUUCCUCUCCAUCACCAAGACACACUUCUACGAGAUCAUGCGCGAGGAGCCCGGUGUGGUCCUGAGUGUGGCGCACUCUGUGGUCAGGAGGAUGUCUCCCUUCGUCCGGCAGAUCGACUUCGCUCUCGACUGGAUGGCAGUGGAGGCAGGCAGGGCUGUCUACAGGCAGGGCGACAAGUCUGACUGCACCUACAUCGUGCUGAACGGCCGGCUGCGCUCCGUCGUCAUGCAGGACGACGGGAAGAAGGAGCUGGCUGGAGAGUACGGGCGCGGGGACCUCAUCGGAGUGGUCGAGGCUCUCACCCAUCAGCCCCGCGCCACGACGGUCCACGCGGUGCGAGACUCAGAGCUGGCCAAGCUGCCCGAGGGGGCGCUCAACUCCAUCAAGAGGCGCUACCCGCAGGUGGUGACGCGCCUCAUUCACCUGCUGGGUCAGAAGAUCCUUGGUAACCUGCAGCAAGUCAGCGGGCCCCUGUCAGCUCGUGGCCUGGGUCUGCACAGCUCUGGCAGUAAGUGGGAUGCUGGGAACCCGGCCAGUAACCUCUCCACUGUGACCAUCCUGCCCGUCUCGGAGGAGGUGCCGAUGACCGCCUUCACGCUGGAGCUGCAGCACGCCCUGGAGGCCAUCGGUCCCACAUUAUUGCUGACCAGUGACAGCAUCAAACAGCGACUGGGGUCGGCAGCGCUGGACAGUGUCCACGAGUACCGCCUUUCGAGCUGGCUGGGGCAGCAGGAGGAUAUCCACCGCAUUGUUCUGUACCAGUCUGACAGCAGCCUGACCCCCUGGACUCAGCGCUGCAUCCGCCAGGCAGACUGCAUCCUCAUUGUGGGGCUGGGAGACCAGGAGCCCACUGUGGGAGGGCUGGAGCGCAUGCUGGAGAGCACGGCUGUGCGUGCGCAGAAGCAGCUGAUCCUGCUGCACCGCGAGGACGGCCCCGCCCCCUACCGCACCGUGGAGUGGCUGAACAUGCGCAGCUGGUGCUCGCGACACCUGCACCUCUACUGCCCGCGCCGUGUCUUCUCAAACCGGAGCCUGCCCAAACUGAGAGAGAUGUACCAGCGUGUUUUCCAGAAGACUCCAGACCGGCACUCGGACUUCUCUCGGCUGGCGCGGGUCCUGACUGGGAAUGCCAUCGCGCUGGUGCUGGGGGGCGGAGGAGCCAGGGGCUGCUCACAGGUGGGUAUUAUCCGGGCGAUGACUGAGGCUGGCAUUCCCAUAGACCUGGUGGGCGGGACCUCCAUCGGCUCCUUCAUGGGCGCCCUGUAUGCAGAGGAGAGGAGCUUCAAUCGCAUGAGGAUCCGAGCACGGGAGUGGGCAAUGGAGAUGACGUCUUGGUUCAAGAAGGUGCUGGACCUGACCUACCCAAUCACCUCCAUGUUCAGUGGGGCCGCCUUCAACUCCGGCCUCAGCAGCAUCUUCAAGAGCAAGCAGAUCGAGGACCUGUGGAUCCCCUAUUUCAACAUCACCACUGACAUCACCGCCUCGGCCAUGCGGGUCCACACAGAUGGCUCGCUGUGGCGGUAUGUUCGUGCCAGCAUGUCCCUCUCGGGGUACCUGCCCCCCCUGUGUGACCCCAAAGACGGACACCUGCUGAUGGACGGGGGCUACAUCAACAACCUGCCAGCGGACGUGGCGCGGUCCAUGGGUGCGAAGGUGGUGAUUGCCAUUGACGUGGGCAGCCAGGACGAGACGGACCUCACAAACUACGGGGACUCGCUGUCGGGCUGGUGGCUGCUGUGGAAACGCUGGAACCCGCUGGGUGAGAAGGUCAAGGUGCUGGACAUGGCUGAGAUCCAGACGCGGCUGGCCUACGUGUGCUGCGUCAGGCAGCUGGAGAUGGUGAGGAGCAGCGAGUACUGCGAGUAUAUCCGACCGCCCAUUGACCGCUACGGCACUCUGGACUUCGGCAAGUUCAACGAGAUCCUGGAGGUGGGGUACCAGCACGGGAAGACUCUGUUUGAUGUGUGGUGCCGCAGCGGGGUGGUUGACAAGAUGCUGAAGGACCGACACCAGGAGGAGUUCCACAAGAGCAAGGCCUCUGACGUGGUGACCUGUCCCAACGCCUCCUUCACGGACCUGGCUGAGAUCGUGUCCCGAAUUGAGUCGGUCAAACCCGCCGUGGUGGAUGAUGAGUCCGAUUACCAGACUGACUACGAGGAGGAAUCGACUGAGGUGUUGAGGGGGGAGUUCAAGCCGUCCAAUCAGAACAGCGAGCACACGGAGGAGGAGGAAGAGACAUGUGACACGGACGAGGAGAUGGAGCUGCGACACCGCCGAGUCACGAGACAGUCCGCGGCGGGCAGUGCUCAUUAGCACAGCGCCCCCCGUGGGGCUGGAGGAGUAUUACGUGUGUGUGUGUGUGUGCCAAUCCGAACGCUCAGACCGUCUCUCUCUGUACGCCGGGCAGCCUUCAAGAACAGACACCAAUCCAGAACAGUUUCAAACCGAGCCCAGUGAACAGACCUCAGCGCUUUGAGCAAAUUCUCCAGAGAACUGGCUGCAGCCCUGACUUUAAGGAAAAAAAAGAUGCUUUUUUAAUUCUUGUUAUUUUUUAUUGUGCCUGUAAGAAAUGAGUCUGAUUCAGCUGCCAGGCUGCCUGACUCUCCUCUCUCCAGUCCACUCCAGCAAUGUUCUUCAAAACACUCGUCCCAAAUUUCAAUCUGCAGUGCUUUCUGGUGCAAAGGAGUUGUCAGUGGCAACUUUUAUUCCCUGCACAUCGAACACUGAAACAAUGUAAUUACAAACAUGAAAAACACUCAGGCUUUCCGGGAUGCAGCGUAUAUUAACGUUAUAGUGUGAUCCGCUCAAGAGUCAUCUAGUUAUUUUAAACGCAGCAGGAUGGGCUGGAGCGACAAGAGCCAGGCAGCUUGGGAUCAGAUCAAGAUCAGCUUAAAGAAAAAUCAGCACGAAACGGAUUCACUGCCUUUGAGUUGAGGCAGCGUGCCUUCAAGUGCCCUCCCUUUGCAGAGAGCAGGGACAGCAGUGUGGACAUGUUGUGAAUGAGAGCAGCACUGCCCGGUUCCCUCCUCUGUCAAACCCAUGCUAGCCUCCCCUUCAGAGCGGCGCUGCAGUGACUCGCUUUGUGCAAGUGUUUAAUGAAAGGUGUUACUACAGACCUGAGGCAGGACAGCGUGGCAGAGAGCAGCGCUAGAGUGGUGCCAGUGUAGCUCUGCGGGUAUGAGCCGUGCCAGCGCUGCACGCGGGUGCUUGUUAUUGUUUGUGUUUGUAUUUUUUGAGUCGCUCUGCCUUGUCACAAACCUGCAGCCCUGUGCGACUGUGCUGUGUGUGAGCAGAGAGCCCUGCUGCUGCUUUAUGAGCGGUCAGGAAGUGUUAAAGAAUCAUGGAACAGGCUUGAGUGCGCCUCGCGUUUACAGAGCUCUCUUUCACCACUCCAGGGAGUGGCACUUUUCAUCAUAGCCCAGCUACUACCAGAGCACAUGGCUUUCUGUACAGAGACAGCUGUUAGUCUGAUCAUCUCUCCAGGAAUGGUGUGAGCGAAAGGGCACGAGCACUCGGAGAAGCCAAAAAGAAAGAAAGAAAAAGCAAGCAGGCAGGCAAACAAUCAAGGCGGCAGGCAGGCAGGCAGGCAGGUAGGCAGGCAGGCAGGCAGGCAGGCUAGCUCACUCCGUGGGAAUAGGGCUUUGAUUUUGUACAGUGUUGCACACGAUCGGUCACCGAGUAGCACAGGGUUCAGUUUGAAGAGAACUCAUCAACACGUUCGAAGUGAGCGGUUUUACAAACCACACUGUGCCUAAGCUUAUCAGCAGAACAGUGCUGUUAGUUCAGAGGGAGGGAGCAUUCUCUGAAUCGUAUCGUUUCACUGUAGGAGUAGCAGUGUUAUUCGAAUCACUGUAGUAAAUCUGAUGAUGAUAUUGUCAUUAUUUUGACUGUAAUAACGUGUAUCUGAUUGAGAAGGACUGAUCUGCUAACAUUUCAAGCCUGUGUCUGUCAAUGCUGCUCUAUCUGAAACUGGACCAUACUAAUCAAUGUGAUGUUCCUGUUCCUUUAUUUUCAAAGACUUUACUUUCCUAUAUAAAUCAAUGAAAAGACAA